This is a messenger RNA of Colletotrichum fioriniae, 1359 nucleotides long. The record is from RefSeq and is a predicted model, not a curated record. Lineage: Eukaryota; Fungi; Ascomycota; Sordariomycetes; Glomerellales; Glomerellaceae.
AUGUUCUUGGUCCCAACGCAACACCAGUUCGUUGACAACCACGCAUCACUGCUCUCUUCAGGCUCGCCACAGCUUGGAGGUUCUCGCCCAGAAGCCGCUGCCAUCAGCUCGCUCCUGACCUCGCUCAGCACCUCUAUGGAACGCAGUGCUACCGAGUACUCGCAGUCAGGUUUGCCUUCGCCUUACCCAAGCAACUGCGGCGACACCCGUUCUGAAGGUUCAUCUGCAGAUCACGCAUCUGCUGCGCAAUACGCGACCCAACAAGAGGUUCGCCCCAGCAACUACUCUACCUCAGCGACGCCCACCUCCGAGUACAGCGUCUACCCGCCUUCUGCGCGGUCAGGAUCCUUCCCUGAACACAUUCAGCGAUCAUACCAUCCUGCUAGCAACCACAACGGUGGCAGCGGAGGCAUGGCGCAACAAGCAAGCAGUCCGUCUUUGCCCCAGCAAGAUGGCCGUAACCAUCAGGUCCCUCUGGCCAAGUCUGACCACGAUGUACCCAUAGAUCCGUCGAUAGCGGCGCCGAGUCCUACUUACGCGUACGGACAACACUCUCCCUACGGUCCUCCCCCGGGAGACAUGUCGCACUCCUACCAGCAUCCCGCCUACCAACCCCGUCCCGAUUGGACCGGCUACGGCCAACACAGCGCCGGUCCCCUGACUCCCGCAAGUCACGUCUUCCCUCCGACACCGAGCUCUGCCCCUCCCCAGGGACGACCCAGCCAGUUUGGCAACCAGGUAUACUCUUUCGUUCCGAUCCCCGGUGCCCAGCAGCAUAAGCGACCCCGUCGACGAUAUGAGGAGAUUGAGCGCAUGUACAAGUGUGGUUGGAAUGGCUGCGAGAAGGCUUACGGCACAUUGAACCAUCUCAACGCACAUGUCACAAUGCAGUCUCAUGGACAGAAGAGAACACCCGAAGAGUUCAAGGAAAUCCGCAAGGAAUGGAAGCAACGCAAGAAGGAGGAGGAGGCAGCUCGCAAGGCCGAGGACGAACGUCAGCGUCAAGCUGCAGCCGCUGCUCAGGCCGCUGCCCAGAACGGUUCAGGUGAUCCUCAGUCCGCACCUGACGGCUCAUCGUCAGCAUCUGCAUACGCGCCCGGUCGUCAGGUCCAGUUGCCGCCCAUCGGAUACCAGCCUUCGCAGUACCCUGCGCCCCCGUCCGCUGGAGGUGUCGCGCAGCAGCCUCUUCCCGAGUACAAUGGCUCCCACAUGUACUCGGCCAACUACCAACCUCAGUCUCCUUACGGCCAGCCGAACCAGAGCAUGUACAACUCACGUGAGUUUCAAAUCGUCUGCACGAAUGACCUCGGCGAACUAACUGUACAGGCAGAUAACGGUGCUCAGGCCUCAAGCCACUGA